Molecule: messenger RNA, 276 nt
Organism: Fulvia fulva
Lineage: Eukaryota; Fungi; Ascomycota; Dothideomycetes; Mycosphaerellales; Mycosphaerellaceae
Exons: 2
Coding region: 1-276 (91 amino acids)
Source: RefSeq, a predicted model, not a curated record
AUGCGCACCACUCUUUUCACCGCCCUCUUCCUCACCAUCCUUGGCAGCGCUUUCGCAUCAGAGAACUGCAAAUGUCAGGACCCAUCCGGCACAGGACCACAGCGUAACGACCUGACCGGCCAAUGCUGCUCAGGCAGCGCCGUCUCAAGCUGUGAGAAGCACGACUUCCCUGGCCCGAACCACCAGUGCACAGGCGGUUCAACGACGUGUUUGAAUGACGAUGCAUUUGAUAAGUGUUGUAAGGAUGCCGGUGCGCCGGGUGCGUACUGCUGGUAA